AUGCCUCCCCGGCUCAAGGCUCUUCGCCUGGCCUCCUCGAUCGUCCAAAGACCUACAACAUGCACAAUUAGCGUACAGUUUCCGGCCCCGGCACAGCAGCGCUUCGCCUCGAUUCUCUCCUCGCUUUCCGACACCAAAGGCGCGUACAGCAAGAAGCUCCGCAAAGGUCGCGGUCCGGCUUCCGGCAAGGGAAAGACGGCAGGAAGGGGUCAGAAGGGUCAACAUGCGCACGGAAAGGUGCCGGCGGGGUUUCAGGGUGGACAGACGCCUUUGAGCAUCACGAAGCCGCCGAGAGGGAGGGAUAAAUAUAAUCCGUUCAAGGUCGAAAUGUCGCCCAUCAACCUCGACCGCAUACAGUCUUGGAUUGACCAAGGCCGGCUCGAUCCCUCGCAACCAAUUACAAUGAAGGAACUGAACAGAUCACGGUGUCUGCAUGGCGUUCAGAGACAUGGCGUAAAGCUGCUCGGCCGGAACGCCGAUCAGCUCACCUCCGCAAUCCACAUCAUCGUCUCCCGCGCGUCCGCCACAGCAAUCGCCCGCAUCGAAGCCCUCGGCGGCUCCGUCACCACGCGCUUCUACUCUCCCACGUCGGUCAAGCGCGUCCUGAAGGGAGAGUCGCACCCGAUAAUCUCGCUGCAGGCCGACGCGGGGCUAAUGGAGCAGGGCGCUCAGUACAAAGCGCCCAACGCUUCCACGAGCAUCCUAACGCCCGGCGUGGUAGAGACGUUGAAAGCCGUCAAGGCGAACCCGGACGCCCCUAUAGAAGUGAAGCACGAGGCUCUGCGCGCCGUCAUGGCGCAAGUGGGCCAGAGGUAUAAGUACAGACUACCUGAUGCGACGGCGAGGAAGGACAUUGAAUACUACCGCGACCCGGCGCACAGGGGGUACCUGAGCUACAUGGUCAAGGAGGGACAGAGCCCGAGUUUGUUCUUUAAGACGCCCGGGGGCGCGAAGGAUAAGAAGGAUCAGACGGCCAAGAAAGCAGCGGCGAAGGCGAGCGCGGAUAACAGGCUGUUCUAA
Messenger RNA from Didymosphaeria variabile, 1020 nucleotides. It is a transcript of the gene MRPL10, whose product is annotated as YmL10. The transcript has 3 exons. Gene Ontology annotation, cellular component: mitochondrial large ribosomal subunit. NCBI's taxonomy places the organism in Eukaryota, Fungi, Ascomycota, Dothideomycetes, Pleosporales, Didymosphaeriaceae. Bases 1 to 1020 code for a protein of 339 amino acids. The record is from RefSeq and is a predicted model, not a curated record. Gene Ontology annotation, molecular function: structural constituent of ribosome. Gene Ontology annotation, biological process: translation.